Molecule: messenger RNA, 5782 nt
Organism: Sus scrofa (pig)
Lineage: Eukaryota; Metazoa; Chordata; Mammalia; Artiodactyla; Suidae
Source: RefSeq, a predicted model, not a curated record
UAAAUGCCUAUGAUCUCACUUUUAGGUGGAAUCUUUAAAAAAAAAAAAAAGGUCAUCAACAUAGAGAAUAUACGGAUGAAUGCCAGAGGGAGGAGAUGGAUGAAUGGGCGAAAUGGGUAAAGGUGGUCCAGAGGUAUCCAGUUAUAUAUAAGUCAUGGGAAUACAAUACACAGCAUGGUGACUAUAGUUAAUAAUACUGUAAUACUAUAUUGCAUAUUUAAAAAUUGCUAAGAGAGUAAAUCAUAAAAGUUCUGUUCAGAAGAAAAAUUUGUAAUUUUUUGGUGACAGCUGUUAACUAGACUUACUGUGGUGAUCAUUUUGCAUAUGUACAAAGUCACAUCACUGUGUUGUAACCCUGAAACUAAUAUGUCAAUUAUACUGCUAUUUUAAAAAGCUUUUAUUAUUUAUUUAUUUAUUUAUUUAUAUUUAUAGACUUAGGGAUUCCUAUUUUAGUCAGCAAUUUUGAUUAUUUUCAUUCUCCUAUUGACUCAGAUUGAGUCAGUUGAAGCCCGUUCAAUCUAGUAAAUUUGUCACUUUUACCAGUUUUCAUUUAUCUUUUGAACAUUUCCUUACUCUAGCACAACAUAUUUUGGGCCUAUUGUAUACUUCUUCUGCUUCAGCCCUUGAAUUAGCCCUUUCUGCAAGGGCUUCCUUUAAUGGAGGAUAGUAUUUAGAAACUGAGAUCUGGGAGCCAAGCAUGUUUGUUCUACUGGAUAUCAUUUUUUUCAUAUUCUUAGUAGACAGCUAGAAAAUGUGUGCCUGUGUGUGUGUAUACACACACAUAUAUAUACAUAUCCUAUUUAUCUCUUCAUUUUAUGCUGGUAACUUCAAUUCCAGUGAAACAACAGAGUACAUCCAUGUUUUCCUCCUUCCUAUAUUUUUAACUUCUCUUUCCAAUAGUGAGAAAUGUGGUUUCAUUAUAUUCAGUGUUUAUACUCAUUUUUCAAGUCUCGAAUACACAGAAGUAGUGUCAGAAUUGCUAGCCCAUACCAUUGUGAGAAGCCAACCUCCUAACAAGAGUUCAAUAUUUGUGUGCUUUUUUUUUUUUUUGAGGUACAAAGUACAUAGAAUCAAAUGCCCAAAUCCUAAGUGUACCAUUUAAAUUUUGGCAAAUGCACAUAUCAUGUGACACAUACCUCUGUGAAGAUAGAAGAUAUUUCCGUCACUCAAAAGUCUCUCAUGAGUUCCUUUCCAGUUAAUCCUCUCUUCAACCCUGCUGCCAAGACACAACAACUUUUUUGAUUCUCUUGACUAGAGUUUAGUUCUUCUGGUUCUAGAAUUUUAUGUAAUUAGAAUUACAUAGUACAUGUUUCUUUUGUGUGUGUCUGGCUUCCCUUACUUAGCAUCAUGUUUUUGAGAUUCAUCUGCUGUGUUAUAUAUAUCAGUAGUUUCUUUUCUUGCUGAGCAGUAUUCCCUGGUGUCAUUGUACCACAAUUUGUUUAUCCGUUUUUCUGUUGAUGGACAUUUGGGUUGGUUCUAGACUAUAGCUAUUUUGAAUAAGAAAGAUUACCACUUCGAAUACACAGAAUGCGAUAGCAGUGGAUCCAGGUGGAGAGUUGCCAUUCCGAAUUCCGCAGUGGACUGCUCCGGCCUGCCUGAUCCAGUGAGAGGCAAAGAAUGCACUUUCUCCUGUGCUUCUGGGGAGUAUCUAGAAAUGAAGAACCAGGUAUGCAGUAAGUGUGGUGAAGGCACCUAUUCCUUGGGCAGUGGCAUCAAAUUUGAUGAAUGGGACGAAUUGCCAGCUGGAUUUUCCAACGUUGCAACAUUCAUGGACACUGUGGUUGGCCCUUCUGACAGCCGGCCAGAUGGCUGUAACAACUCUUCCUGGGUUCCCCGUGGAAAUUACAUAGAGUCCAACCGUGAUGACUGCACGGUGUCCUUGAUAUAUGCUGUGCACCUCAAAAAAUCGGGUUAUGUCUUUUUUGAGUACCAGUAUGUUGACAACAACAUCUUCUUUGAGUUCUUUAUUCAAAAUGAUCAGUGCCAGGAGAUGGACACCACCGCUGACAAGUGGGUAAAACUCACAGACAAUGGAGAAUGGGGCUCUCAUUCUGUAAUGUUGAAAUCAGGCACAAACAUACUGUACUGGAGAACUACAGGCAUCCUUAUGGGUUCUAAAGCAGUCAAGCCAGUGCUGGUAAAAAAUAUCACAAUUGAAGGGGUGGCGUACACCUCAGAAUGCUUUCCGUGCAAGCCAGGUACCUUCAGUGACAAACCAGGUUCCUUCAUCUGCCAGGUUUGUCCCAGAAACACCUAUUCUGAGAAAGGAGCCAAAGAAUGCAUCAAGUGUGAUGAGGACUCCCAGUUUUCAGAAGAGGGAUCCAGCGAAUGUACAGAGCGCCCUCCCUGUACCAUGAAAGACUAUUUCCAGAUCCACACUCCAUGUGAUGAAGAAGGAAAGACACAAAUAAUGUACAAGUGGAUAGAGCCCAAAAUCUGCCGGGAGGAUCUCACGGAUGCUAUUAGGUUGCCCCCUUCUGGAGAGAAGAAGGAUUGUCCACCUUGCAACCCUGGAUUUUUUAACAAUGGAUCAUCUUCUUGCCAUCCCUGCCCUCCGGGAAUGUUUUCAGAUGGAACAAAGGAAUGUAGACCGUGCCCAGCAGGAACAGAGCCUGCUCUUGGGUUUGAGUAUAAAUGGUGGAAUGUCCUUCCUGGCAACAUGAAAACCUCCUGCUUCAAUGUUGGGAACUCAAAGUGUGAUGGAAUGAAUGGUUGGGAGGUGGCUGGAGAUCAUAUCCAGAGUGGGGCUGGAGGUUCUGAUAAUGAUUACCUGAUCUUAAACUUGCAUAUCCCAGGAUUUAAACCGCCAACAUCAAUGACUGGAGCUAUGGGUUCUGAACUGGGAAGAAUUACAUUUGUUUUUGAGACUCUCUGUUCAGCCGACUGUGUUCUGUACUUCAUGGUGGAUAUUAAUAGAAAAAGUACCAACGUGGUGGAAUCAUGGGGUGGAACCAAAGAAAAACAAGCUUAUACCCAUGUCAUCUUCAAGAAUGCCACGUUCACAUUCACGUGGGCAUUCCAGAGGACGAAUCAGGGUCAAGAUAAUAGACGGUUCAUCAAUGACAUGGUGAAGAUUUAUUCUAUCACUGCCACUAAUGCAGUUGAUGGGGUGGCAUCCUCAUGCCGUGCCUGUGCCCUCGGUUCUGAACAGUCGGGCUCAUCGUGUGUCCCCUGCCCCCCAGGCCACUACAUUGAGAAAGAAACCAACCAGUGCAAGGAGUGUCCACCUGAUACCUACCUGUCCAUACAUCAGGUCUAUGGAAAGGAGGCUUGUAUUCCGUGUGGGCCUGGGAGUAGAAGCACGCAGGACCACUCAGUUUGCUACAGUGACUGCUUUUUCUACCAUGAAAAAGAAAAUCAGAGUUUGCGCUAUGACUUCAGCAACCUCAGCAGUGUGGGCUCCUUAAUGAAUGGUCCCAGCUUUACUUCCAAAGGGACAAAAUACUUCCAUUUCUUCAAUAUCAGUUUAUGUGGGCAUGAGGGGAAGAAGUCGGCCCUUUGUACCAACAACAUAACAGACUUUACAGUAAAGGAAACGGCGGCAGGGUCAGAGGAUUACACAAAUUUAGUAGGAGCAUUUGUAUGCCAGUCAACUAUUAUUCCUUCUGAAAGUAAGGGUUUCCGAGCAGCCUUAUCCUCACAGUCCAUCAUUCUGGCAGAUACGUUUUUAGGAGUGACAGUUGAAACCACAUUGCAAAAUAUUAAUAUAAAAGAAGAUAUGUUCCCAGUUUCACCAAGCCAAAUUCCAGAUGUGCAUUUCUUUUAUAAGUCUUCUACAACUACAACCUCUUGUGUUAAUGGCCGAUCAACUGCUGUGAAAAUGAGGUGUAAUCCUGCUAAACAGGGAGCAGGAGUGAUUUCCGUCCCCAGCAAGUGUCCAGCUGGCACCUGUGAUGGAUGUUCAUUCUAUUUCCUGUGGGAGAGUGCUGAAGCUUGCCCUCUGUGCACAGAGCACGACUUCCAUGAAAUUGAGGGAGCCUGUAAGAGAGGGUUUCAGGAAACCUUAUAUGUAUGGAAUGAACCUAAGUGGUGCAUUAAAGGAAUUUCUCUGCCUGAGAAAAAGUUGUCCACCUGUGAAACGGUUGACUUUUGGCUAAAAGUGGGAGCAGGUGUGGGAGCUUUUACAGCUGUUUUGCUGGUUGCUCUAACUUGCUACUUCUGGAAAAAGAAUCAGAAACUGGAGUACAAAUAUUCCAAAUUAGUAAUGACCACCAACUCAAAAGAGUGUGAACUCCCAGCUGCAGACAGCUGUGCUAUCAUGGAAGGAGAAGACAAUGAAGAGGAAGUUGUUUAUUCCAAUAAGCAGUCACUUCUGGGGAAACUCAAAUCCUUGGCAACAAAGGAAAAAGAAGACCAUUUUGAAUCUGUUCAGCUGAAAUCCUCAAGAUCUCCAAACAUAUGAAAAGACUGUGCUGUAGCCUUCAGACUGAUGAACAAAGAAACCUGCUCUCUAGUUUUCCAGGGCCGUAGCUUAGAGCCUGUCCUCGUAUCUGGCACAUUGGUGAUGUCACAGAGGAGGGCCAUGCCGCUGAAAAGGAAGGAGGUUGAACAGUUUGAUUGCCUUAUCAUGGUCAAGUAUCUUGCCAAAAAUAGGAAAGCAAAUGGUUUGAGUCUCAACUGAAGAUGAAGCUCAACUCAGGAAGAGAUUUAUCUGUAUAUACACAUAACUCAAAACCAAGGUUAAGCCCACCAGUGCACUGCUGAUGCAUGCCAUAUAAUUAAUGGGUAAUUUUCUUCUUUAUAACUUCUAUUUAAAAAGUCUGUUUGGAGGACAGAUGUGAGCAUAUGCAUUGUAAUCCCAUUUAUGUCUUUUAUUUGUUUAUAUUUGGGGGAAGAUUUGAAAAAUUUUUUAAGGUACAGUUAUUUUUCCCAUUAUUUAUUUUCCUGACAGACCGUAAAACAUCUUUUCUAUUAAAAAUGGUGAACAAAGAAAGACAACAGAUUUUUCAUUUUUCCAUAGGGUACCCUUCUUGAUUUCAGAAACCUAAGUAAACAGUAAUUUUUUAUGAAGAGUCAGCAUGUGUUUGGGUCAUCUAAACUUAUAAUCGUCUUUGAAAUUCCAUCCUUCUUGGAACUGGUAAGAAGGGAUUGACUGAAAGUGGGAUUCAUAAAAAAAAAAAAAAAAAAAAGCAAAGGAGAAGCUUAGACCUCCCAUUAAUACAAACAAGCUGACACUAUAUAGAAGUCACAUGGUUUGAAACAAUUUAUGUAAUACGUGAAGUUUAAUUUAGAAUGGGUGGAAAAACGUGUUUAUCAAAUCACUUGUGAAAUCAUGAGAAGAACGUGGAAUAGCUUAUGUAUAAGUAUAGAUAACUGUACAAAGGUACUGAAAUAAUUUCAUAGUGUCUAGAAAAUGGCAGUGGGAUAUUUACCCUUUAUCAGCAUCAAAGGUUAUAUGGUUAUCUUUCUGCUAAAGACUUGAAAAAUUAUGACUUCCAUAGUUUUCUUUUUAAAUUAGUAAGUCAGGAAUUCACUUUUAGAAAAUUGCGUAUAAUUGUAUUCAUAAUGAGAAUGUGGUUGUACCAUAAGCAGUUAUGAAAUGUGUUGUUGUUCCCAUUCAAGAGUGAUUUGGGUAAUUGUGAUAAUUCCCAUGAUGGACAGGUUAUACUAGUAUUAGCAUGACUUGAAUAUUAUUAGUCAAAAGAAGUCUGAAUGAAGCUGGAUUUGACCAAUUUCAUGUAAAAAUUGUCUUAGAACUGGGGAAAAGGGAAGUUUCCUGACCAUUGAUAAUCUUAGAUUCUCUAGCUGGUUUCGAAUAAACAGUGAUCUUUAUAGAUCUUAA